Perca fluviatilis (European perch) is the source of this 6501-nucleotide messenger RNA. RefSeq names its product phospholipid phosphatase related 3a (gene plppr3a). The record is from RefSeq and is a predicted model, not a curated record. Bases 596 to 3262 code for a protein of 888 amino acids. Lineage: Eukaryota; Metazoa; Chordata; Actinopteri; Perciformes; Percidae. Gene Ontology annotation, biological process: signal transduction; phospholipid dephosphorylation; phospholipid metabolic process. Gene Ontology annotation, molecular function: phosphatidate phosphatase activity. The transcript is spliced from 9 exons.
CCUGCGUACCCGAAAACCGUGUGACGGAUGCCUUGCAUAGAAAAUAAGCUAUUUUUGGAAUAUCAAAUGUAUCCGUGUUAUACAUUCUAUGGGAAAUAAGAAAACUUGCAGGUGCGAGUGAAGGGGAGACACCGGCUGGACGCACGUGAAUUUCUCACUUAUCCAAAGCCAGGAAAUAGAAAGGAGGAACGCGUUGCCAGCAAGUGCCGCAAAUUGGACUUUCCACCAUCAGCAACCCUCCCUCUCCUCUCCUCUCUCUCCUCUUCUCUCUCUCUCUCUCUCUCUCUCUCUCUCUCUCUCUCUCUCGCCAUCCGUGCUCCUCCUCUGUAUGUCUCCCCACUUACUCCCAUCCAACCUCCUUCUCCCAGUCUCCUUUAGUGAUCCCAGAAUAGCCUCACGCCGGAGCGCUCUCUAAAUAUUAGUGGAGGGUUUUGGAUUUCGGGGUGACUUGGGAGUCGCUGGAGAUGGAUUAAAGAGACGGUGCACCGCGAAACUGGAGCAGCACACGCGACCACGCCGGGGGGGAAGGGGGCGACGGGACUCGGUGAAUUCACGGAGCCCCCGGGACAGAGGCUGUGACUGGUCCCACCCCAAGAUGACGUCCCCCAAAAACAAAGCCAAGAAGAAACCACCCAAAGACAGCAUGACGCUGCUGCCAUGCUUUUAUUUUGUAGAGCUCCCAAUCGUCCUGUCCUCCUUGGUGUCCCUGUACUUCCUGGAGCUGACAGAUGUGUUGUCCCCGGCGAUGGUGGGCUUCCGUUGCCAUGACCGUGACCUCUCCAUGCCGUACGUGGAGACGGGGGAUGAGCUCAUCCCUCUGCUGAUGCUGCUGAGUUUGGCCUUCGCUGGUCCUGCAGCGUCCAUUAUGAUGGGGGAGGGCCUGAUGUACUGUUUGCAGUCCAAACUGAAGACAUGUCCCAAGUCGGAGAGUAGCAUCAAUGCUGGAGGCUGCAGCUUCAACUCCUUCCUACGCAGAACCGUGCGCUUCGUCGGUGUUCAUGUAUUCGGUCUCCUGGCAACAGCCCUGGUGACAGAUGUCAUCCAGUUAGCAACUGGUUACCACGCCCCUUUCUUCCUCACCGUCUGCCAGCCCAAUUACACGGCCCCGGGAGUCUCAUGUGACAACAAUGCCUACAUCACACGGGACAUCUGCAUGGGCAAAGACCAGUAUGCCAUCAUGUCAGCGAGGAAAACAUUUCCAUCCCAGCAUGCAACGCUCUCUGGCUUCGCUGCUGUCUAUAUCUCCAUGUAUUUGAAUGCCAGCAUCAGCAGCACGACCAAGCUGCUGAAGCCUUUGCUGGUGUUUGCUUACUGCAUGGCGGCGGGCCUCGCCGGGCUGACGCAGAUAACUCAGCACCGCAGUCACCCAAUAGACGUCUACGUGGGAUACCUCAUAGGAGCCGGCAUCGGAGUCUACUUGGCUGUGUACGCAGUGGGAAACUUCAAAGCAUCAGACGAAGAUGCUCCCUCCUUACAGAGGCUGACCCCAGCUCAGCAGAAGGACGGCUUGAGGGUGCUGAGCCAGCGGAGUCAUGACUCCCUGUACAGGAAGACUCCCAGGGUGUCUGAGAGCAGAGAAGAGCUGGGGGCAGGGCUGGGAUCCGGGGCUCGCAGUAAGGUGAGGAGGGAGAAGGCGUCCCUGGCCUCCCUCAAACGAGCCAGUGCUGAUGUGGAGCUCCUGGCAACCCGGGGUCCAAUGGGCAAGGAGACCAUGGUCACCUUCAGCAACACCUUGCCCAGAGUCGCAAACGGCAACAGCCCCAUCUCCCCCUCAGACGAGCUGCCCACCACGCAGCGUCACAUGACUUUCCACGUGCCCUUCGACCCCCAGAGGUCUCGGCAGCUGGUGUCGGAGUGGAGGCAGCGCUCGCUGGAGGUCCGCAGCCAGAGCUCACGGGAUGAGGAGGAGGGAACGGACGGGAGGGAUGGAGGAGAUGAAGGAGCAGCAGCCGGAGAAGGAGAGCAGGAGAUGCCUUCCUCUCUUUAUCCCACAGUGCAAGCCAACAAGGGCACCGCCACACCGACCGGAGCCAGGAUGGUGGUGGCACCCCCACUCGUUCACAUCCCCGAGGAGGCCUCUCGGCCGCCGCCUGUCUCCCCCAAGAGUGCCAAGACCCGCGCCAAGUGGCUGUCGCUCACUGAGGGAGGGGUGAAGGAGCCGGGACCAGGGCCGAUCGCCGUGUCGACACCCCGUGUGCCCAACACGCAGCCCAACCAGCCGCCCAGCCAGCAAAGAGUCACUCAGGUGAUAGCCAUGUCUAAGCAGCAGGGUCACGGAGUCUCUUCGUCCACCAAGGCGUCAGAAGGUGGAUCCUCCUCCGGUGGUGGAUCCAACAGCUCCGAGUCGCCCUAUUACCGGAUCCCAUCCGAUCGUGACAGCUGCACUGGGAGCAACCCAGGGAGCAUCGGCGGAAGCGGGAGCAUCGUCACAAUCGACGCUCACGCCCCUCACCACCCAGUGGUGCGUGUGUCGGCCACUAACGGCAAGCCGUGGGAGUGGAGAAACACCAUCAGCGGGAACAUGAUGGCCACCGACACGGCAGGGGAACAACACCGCGUGGCGCUGCAGCGACAGGACAAUGUCAAUCACUACCGGGACUACCGGACGCUCCCGGUGAAAACGGACUCGCUGUGCUCCUCCUCGGCCAGCGGCAGCGUCGAAGGAGGACCGGAUCUGCCUCCCCCACCCCUCCCCACCUGCUCCUCCCCUCUGCCUCCCCCUCCUCAGCUGUCAUCCCCUCUACCGCCACCGCCUCCUCACUCGUCUCCUUCCCCCUUGCCUCCCCCUCCUCACCCGAGCUCCUCCCCAAUGCUUCCUCCUUUCCCUCACCCUGCCUCCUCUCACAUGCCUCCCCCUCCUCACCUGUCCUCUCAGAUGCCCCCACCGCCCCUCCCGUCGUCCUCCCAAAUGCCCCCGCCUCCUCACCCAUCCUCCUGUCAAAUGCCCCCGCCUCCUCACCCAUCCUCCUGUCAAAUGCCCCCGCCUCCUCACCCAUCCUCCUGUCAAAUGCCCCCGCCUCCACAUCCGUCCUCUUCCCCUUUGCCGCCACCGCCUCACCCCUCAUCCUCCAUGCCUCCACCUCCCCACCCGUCCUGCUCCAGCAUGCUUCCCCCUCCUCCCCAUCCCGACUUGCUGAUGGAUGGCCACAGCCAGGCCCUGUCCCGCUCCUCCACCCUGCCUCGUCGGCCCUCUGUCUCCGCCCGCAGCCACGCCGAGCAGGAGCACUACUACAAGGCCAUGCAGAAUGAGCGCAUGUUAUAGUAAAGGCACCAUUGUCAUACCAAUGAUUGUACUUCGGAAGACUCGGCUGAAAGAGACGGUGAAACAAAGUAGGUUGUGGCAGGUGAAUAGAGAUUUAUGACUUUUGAAAAAUGACAAAAAGGUUUAGAGACUCUGAGACCAGAGCAGCAGCUUGGGUCAAAAUGCUGGACAUGAAGAGGCAGCGGGGGAUGGGGGACCAUUGGGAGGUCUGGCAGCUCACACACACUCAGCAGGGGAUCUGAUUUUCUCCUGCUAACACGUACUGCCCACAGCGCUGGCUCAACAGCUCUGACUGGGAAAAGAACAGACGAGAAAGGGGAGACAAAAAAAGAGCCGGGUGAAGAAUAGCAAAAAAACAACUAGUUUCAGCAUGCACAUCCUCCGUGUUUCUAUAAGACACAUUCAGAGAAGGAGUGGAAGAGGCUGCAGCUGAAAGAGAGAUAUCACAAUGAACGGUCUGGGAUUUGCUAAAUCAAGUUUCCCUUGAGAGGGGGGAUAAGACUGAGAAAACAAAACAACUACAGGCAAUACUAGCUCUCCUUCAACUAGUGCAGCCUUUUGAGGCUGCCAGCCAUUACACACAGAGAAUUUUCUGUUGUAACCAGUCGAAAAACGUGUGCUUUAAAGCACCCAGAAGCUACGAAUAAAGAAAAUAAUGCAGUAAUGUUAAAGCUUUAUUGCGUAACUUUUUUUUAUAUUAAUGAAUGUCUGUUACAUUCAAGCCAUUGCCAAAUGAGUUGAUACAAAGCCAAUUAAGACAGCUUCACACAACUCUCUGUAUUUCUCAGCAUGGCUGUGUUUAGAAAUUGGUUUCGUCCGGUGAGAAAUGACCUCUUCUGAAGAGUCCAUCAUGUUUUUUUAAUCCUCCGUGUCCUCCUUGGAUACUAGCAACUGCGUGGAGGAGGGGUGGGGGCACGUGCACAAUUACGGAAGGCUUGUGUCAUGUGGAUACAACAGUGGUGUUGUCAUCACUUAGAAUUCCUCAUGGGAUUCCUCAUGGGGGCGACAGAAACUACGCACUAUAGCUUUCAGUUCAACCACAGGUUCAAGAGUAUUAGCCACAAACCACAAAAAAUGUCUUUUUACCCCUCUGAGUACACAAACCAAAUGGGGAAAUUUCUGUUUGACGCCAAGCAAAUCUGUCAGUAUCCACCAGAGAGAGCCAGCUUAGGAAGCGUUGCUUCUGGUUGGGGUGUAAGAAGAAGGAGGAGGAGAAGUGGGCAUAAGGAGGAUCACGCACAGUUGGGCACCCCGAUACAGACGUCACUGAAUGGAUUACUGUUGUAAACAUGAGAGGCGGUGGAAUGGAAAGAGAAUUGUUCCUAAAGUGAAGAGGAUGGCUGGGAACAGUGAGCCAGGCAGCCAGCCUGUCUUUGCUGUGUGCAAAACCUGCCACGGAGCCUGAAGCAGCACUAAGGAGAUUAACGUUUGUUUAUCAAACCAUGCUAGCAAAGUCUUCCCUCCGUAGCCCUUCGCAUUUGGCCCUCUGGCACACAGUGGUCACGGGACUGUUAAUGGGAAGCUGCCCAGCCAGCAGUGCGGCACGCCAUCACCACCGACAUGCACUUCGACUCGAGCGGGUGCCGGUUGGAUGCGAAGAAGUGGCUUGUGUUGCUAGCGGUCUCUGAUUGUAGCUGUUAGCAUUUCAAAGAUUUUGGUACCACUUUCUAACUAUGCAUAUUUUAUAAGGGGUUUAUGAGUUGUUGCUUUAUUAAUGAGCCUUUAUUUAUGCUUUAUAGAUCGGUACUAAAACGUUCUUAAGAACUUUUGGGUUGUCAGGUUGUAAAAUAUCUUUCAUUGUUGUACAUUUAAUUCAAUUCAAUUUUAUUUAUAGUGUCAAAUCAUAACAGAAGUUAUCUUAGGACACUUUACAAAUAAAGUAGGUCUAGACCACACUCUAUAAUUUACAAAGACCAAACAAUUCCCCCCCAAGAGCAACCAUUUGGUGCAACAGUGGCGAGGAAAAACGUCCUUUAAACAGGCAGAAACCUCAGGCAGAACCAGGUCUUUUGGUGGGCGUCUUUUUAUCUAGCUAUUUCCUUUUUUUAGAAGGUGCUCUGCAGGAAGACUAAAUAAUGUUUACAAUAUUUACAACUCCAGUCUUACAAUGCUUUAGUCUUCCAUCCAUCCAUUAUCUAUACCCGUUAAUCCGAGUCACGAGAGAUCGCCAAGUCUGUCUCAGGGCUACCCAUUUUUAAGUAUGCCUUAUUAGAAAGUGAUACCACUAAACAGCCAACCAACACCAUGACGGGGCAGUAAAUCCAUAAAAAUAUGUUGACAAAACAAUCUUGACUAAAGGUCCACUUGCUUGCUCUGGAGCUUUUACACAGUCCUCGUCUGGAGAUGAUGUCUGCUGGAUGUUCAGACAAACUAUGGGCAAACAACAUCUGCUGAUGAGGUCUAUGCAAUGCAGUCAAAAGGUCCAGAACAAGCAAGAUUGUUUUGUCAACUGCUGUUUCAUACAGUAGGUCAAGAAAGAGCUUACAACUCAAAGGUUUGCAUCUAGGUUUUGACAUUUUUAGACAAAGCGAUUAACCGUAGAAUGAAUCUAAUUCUUUAUCGUUAAUUAAAAUAUUGCAGCCCUUUAGAAAUACGCUUCCAACAUCUACAAGUUGAGAGGAAAUGUGUGUUCUUCCUGCUCACCUCUGCCUCUUGUGUGUAUUUAUACUAUGUUGUAUAAAGUCGUUAUCUGGUACCUAUCAUUUCAUACAUCCAAGUUUUUUUCUAACUAUCCGAAGAUAUUCCGUCAAAUGACAAGUGCUUUAUUUAAGAUUGUACCUUGAUCGUAUUUAAACGAGAAAUACAGACUCACAAACGCACAGAUGACAUAGUUGGCACCACAACAACUGAAGGGUUCAUGAACUGAUUUUGUUUAGUUGUGCUAGAAAGGGCCGAGGUAAAUGGAACAAGUUGUAUUUUGUAGUGGAGCUCCUCCGAUGAGGAGCUGGUAGAUAAUGUUGCUCGUCGGUUUGUGCUGCAUGUGUGUAUGAUCGUGUUUUUUUAACUUCUGUGCUUCAAGUCUGUGCCGUUACCUUUGACAGACAGACAUGCUGCAUCUUUCAGUGCUGGUGAUUAUCGUACUACUUUCCCCCAUUUUGACUGUAAAAAAAUACUUGAUAUUACCUAAUAUUAUUAAUACUAUUAUUAUUCCGCAGUCCUCUUUUAUGGGCUAAUGUUUUCUAUCUGUGGUGAUGUGUAACAUUAAUAACCCGAUUGAAUAAAAAACGAAGACUUCUUAA